Messenger RNA from Hippocampus comes (tiger tail seahorse), 6241 nucleotides. RefSeq names its product TAR (HIV-1) RNA binding protein 1 (gene tarbp1). Gene Ontology annotation, biological process: tRNA methylation. The coding region runs from base 124 to 4902 and encodes 1592 amino acids. Gene Ontology annotation, molecular function: tRNA (guanine) methyltransferase activity; RNA binding. The transcript has 29 exons. The record is from RefSeq and is a predicted model, not a curated record. NCBI's taxonomy places the organism in Eukaryota, Metazoa, Chordata, Actinopteri, Syngnathiformes, Syngnathidae.
GGGAUUUCGUGAUGACGUUUACGGAAGUUUUCAAAUAUCCACAGUGUCAACGUGCCGUGAGAAAAGCCGUUUGGAUAAGUUUUUACUAAUUGCUAUAUUUUGACCUCGUCGGGAUUAACUACAAUGAAUUCUGUUUUAAUUAACGCAAUCUUGUCUACUUCUCCUAACUACGAGCUUCUGUUUGACUCCCUGUGCUGGCCAGCUGACGCGUGGCCGGAGAUGGAGCGCGUUGAGGCACUGACAGCUUUCAUAGAAGGACUCGAGCAAAUUGUUGUUCAAUCAGAAACGAAUUUGUUGACAACCGCAAAAAGACAAUGUAUCCUAGAAAAAAAAACUUCUAUCAUUUGGACGCAUUGCUUGCCUCUUCUCUCCAGGAUAUCAGCAGAAACUGAUGAUGUGCGAUAUAGGGAGAGUACAGCAGCUGUCUGCAGACUUGUGGCCAUCUGUGUCCGUUUAUGUGACCCGGCUGUGGCGGGCAGAGCCGCUCUGACCGUCCUGCCUUCGCUCCAGCUGUCAAAUGAGGACCAACCCAACGUGGAGAGACUCGGUGUGGAGGUGGCUAGUGAAGUCCUGGCUGCCCUCCUACCUUGCUUAUCUGGAGACGAGCAGCUCAUGUCGAGCAUUUUGUCGUGUGUCUUGUCGGGCAUUAGAACUAUUCCAGACUGGUUGCUCUCCCGGGUCACCGUCCGGCUCAUGUUAGCCCUGCUCGGCUGUUGCAAUAAUGCAGUGCACGGCAGCAUCCUCAACAAGACUUUGAACGAGCUGUGCACCUGGCACGCAUCGGAGCGCACACCGGCCGUAACUGAGCGAACACUUCUGUGUUUGACCUCCCUGUCAGACCACCUGCUGGCACCUACUGAGCCAGACCCUCGGCCCUGUCUCCGCUUCUGGUGGGUGGUUCAGGACGGACUUAUCCACAGAGACAGCGUGUCCCGAAAGAGGGCACUGUACCUGCUCAAAAGGUGCGUGGCAUCGUCACAGGAGCAGGGAGUCGACUGUCCUGCACAACAAGGAAAUGAUGAGGAAAUCUUGUUCAAAUGGACCGCCGAAAGCAGCAAGAUGCUCAGACAGUUCUGGGAGGAUUAUGUUCUGGUGAUGGAGACGUUGGAGGAAAAUCAGGUCCAUGUUGUCCGCCCGGUUCUGAACAGAAUAGACUCUCUUAUCCAAACUACAGCAAAUGAAGGUCAGGAUCUCUUCCAUCCAUCAUGGUUGCUUUGUGUGUACCAGCGGAUGUUUCACAGUGAGAAUAAAACCUUAAUGCGAGCGGGAGUGUGUCACCUGCUUGAACUUAAAAUCCUCCAACAGCCAGCCUUUGCUUCAGCUUUUUCUCAGUUUGUUGUUGGGCCCUUUAUGGAGGUUCUGUCAGAAACAUCGCUCUUCUGCAAGGCAGGUGGCCAGCAUGUUGGGGACUGCCCUGAGCUGGCAAGUAAACUCCAAAUCUUCCUGAAGAACUUCUUCAGCAGCCUGCCAACAGAGGACAGAGGCCGCGUCCUGCUGCAGAUGAUCCAGCAGCUUGGAUCCAAGCAUUGGUGUGCAGUGCCCCUCCUUUUUAUAUCUCAGGCCCUGUCCACACUUGCUUCAAGUCCACUAUUGGCGAUUGAGGGGCUCACUGCUCUCAGGGAGGUGCUGCGCUGCACCAUGAUCACACAUCAAGUCCUCCUGAGAGGCGCAGCUCAGUGCUUCUUAUUGAAGAGCGCCCUCUGUCUCAUAGAUGUGAGCACAGUGACCCUCGACGACAUCUUUACCUUCCUGGGCAAUUUCCGGGCAGACGAGUCACUUUGUCGUGGCACAGCCCUUUGGAAUGAGGUGUGUGUCUGGCUCUCAAGCAAUGACGGCAAUUUUAAGAUGAAACCAAGUGGUCAAGAGGGUGCCUCUUCAAGCAAGAAAACCAUAAAAGCACAUGUUCAAGGCAAAAUACACGAAUUUCUAAGUGUUCCAGUAUGCACUGGUCAGACACAGAGCUUACCUGACCCCAAAGAAGCAGAUAAGUUGGCCAUGUCCAUUCUGCUGUUAAGUGACAUUGAGAGGAGUCAAGCUGGAUCGAAGAUUGGUGACGAGCUCCAGUUCUUACUAUCUCCACUGGUGGACACUCUGAGCCGGGUCGGUUCCAAUCUCUACAUGCCCCUGAAGAAGAGUGACAAGAGCUUUCAGCUUGUCCUCCGACUGCUACAGCUCAGAGAAACAUCAAAAGUGGAUGAAGUGACAGCUGCUUUGGAGCGGCUUAUUUUUCAGUGCGGAGAUUCAAUGCAGGAGUUUAUCAUGAGGCGUCUGUGUGGGGAAAUGAUGGAGUUGUGUGACGUUCAGCGGGCCGAGCUGUAUUUGAGUGUCUUCAAGCAGCUGUCCAUGCACCGUUCUACAAUUCAACAAGCUUGCUUUCCGAAACUCAUCAAAUAUAGUCUCAGCAUCCUGCAAGAACCGCCCCAGCAGUUUCCCUCAGUGGCGAGCCAGGUGGCCAAAGCAGUUGCUAUGGCAUCGCUUGCCAUGGUAUGUCACCUAAUGGAGCAGCAGACAAUUGGCCCAGAUACUUUUUCUCUUUUAAAACAACUGAAUGAGCACUUCUACAAGCCAAUGCCGUCUCUCUGGCAAAGUCAUUCACCUCUGGGACGCUUCAAUGAGAGGCUCCUAAAACCUCACACAGCAUGCAGCUUGAGCAAUGAAGGUGGGCAAGGCCCUCUCCUGCAGGACUGGGGUCGCACAGCUGCCCACUUCAUGCGGGACCAGUGGAUUUGCCUGAAUUUUCUCAUCAAAACACUCAUGCUUCGGGAUUCCGAGGUCCCCAGAAACACAGAGACUGCUGUCGCCGCUCUGAGCUGCUGCGUGGAUGCUCUCGCCCUGCUGCCCAGUGACCUGGUACUGCCUGUUCUCACUUUCAUGGAGACGGUGUUGCCACAAUUAGUGCAGGAAAAUGAGGCCCUCUGUGUGGAAGCUGUGAGUCGGACCUGGGAGCUGGUACAUGGGCUCAGCAAUAACGCCCAUGAUUUCUGGCCUGCCCUCAAAGGCUUCAUCUCAGUCGCUUUCCAUCAAACGCUGCUGCUCCUCACAGAUAGUCAGGCCCCCGUGCUGACAGCAACCGUGAAACAGAUUGCUACUGAGAUCAUCGAGCUGUCUGAGUCCAAGAAUGGCGUAUUUAGUGUUCUGCUGCAACACUGUUGUCAGACAUGGUUGCCUGAUAGUGAACAAAGCAGUAACCAGGCCGACGGAAUUUUCUCCAGUGUUUUUAGUCAUAUCAACAUCAUGGCUGAAGGCUGCGUUUAUGGGCCUGUGUUCAGGAGAGAUCAACGGCUUGUUCAAGAUGUCCAGGCAUACGUAGAGCAACUUGGUGCGGUGUGUGCCACCAACACUGUCGUCGCCAGUGACAACAGAGAUGAGCAGUUACCUCGCAUGUGCACCUUAGCUUUCCUCAGCCGUCUGGAUGCUUCAAACAGUCUGCACCAACGACUGGUGGAGCAGCUGGUUGUCAUUCUCUUAGAAAAGGACAAGAACAUGUCAAAAUCAUCGCGCAUCUCUAGUAACUCUCUACAACACCGGGUGAAAAACAGAGUAUGGCAAACACUGCUAAUGAUGCUGCCCAAAUUCAAAGAGGAGUUUGUGGCCUCUAUACUGAGCAGUAUCUUUGAGGCUGGCUUCUGCAGUAACCAGGCUUCAGUCAAGUAUCUAAUUGAGUGGACAGUGAUUCUGAUCCUUAUCCGUUAUCCACAACAAAUAGACAAUUUUUGGGCCUGCUUCAACAUGCAUCAUGAAGGAACCAAGACUGGCAUCUGCACCCUCCUGGCAGUCCUCGUGCAUUUCGGCGUCAUCAUUCCCACCCUGAACAAUCCAGAUAUGCAUUUGGCAAAAGCACUGGACAUCACCCUUCAGUGGUGUUUCCACCACAACUUUAGCGUGCGUCUCUAUGCCCUGCUGGCUUUGAAGCGGAUAUGGAGCUUGGUUGAGGUCCAAGGAGAGAAGACAGUUCAUGAUUUGAAGGGGCUGUCCACUGCAGUUAAGGCCUGUCUGCACCAGACUGAGGCCUUGAAGAACACUGGGAAUGCAAACAAGAACUGGACCAGGAUUCAAGAGCACUUUUUCUUUGGUGCCUUUCAUCCAAUCAGGGAUUACAGCAUUGAGACGAUAUUCUACACUUUUCCAAGUCUUUCAGGUUUAGCUGAUGAUGAGUGGAUUGCCCCUUGGAAGCUGGAGAAGCUGUCCUGCUUUUUUCAGAUGCCUCCUUUGAGGAAUUCCAGUCCUGACCUGAGCCAGCUCCAGCCCGGAGACUGGAUCCAGCAGGAUAAAAGUGAGGAGGACAAGGAGGAGCGCUGGGCAGAGGUGCAGAAGAAAAUAACCCCCUGGUGUUUGGACAUCCAGGGGCAGGACCCGGACCUUCAGCUGGUUCUGCAGCAAAGAGCGGCUCGCCUUGGCAAACAACAUGGUGCCCUGCUGGUGGUCGCCUCACUCAUUGACAAACCCACUAACCUUGGAGGUUUGUGCCGGACUUGUGAGAUCUUUGGUGCCAGUGCGUUGGUCCUGGACAACCUCCGUCACAUCAACGACAAACACUUUCAAUCCCUCAGUGUCUCAUCUGAACUUUGGCUUCCUCUCCUAGAGGUAAAGCCAUUGGAGCUGGCAGACUUCCUGCAGAUGAAAAAGAGUGAGGGCUACUGCAUUGUUGGUGCGGAGCAGACCUCCAACAGUCAGAGCCUUCAGGACUACCGGUUUCCCGAGAAGACUCUGCUACUUCUUGGCAAUGAACGAGAAGGCAUUCCUGCCAACUUGCUCCAGCUGCUCGACGUGUGCGUUGAGAUCCCUCAGCAAGGGGUCAUCCGCUCGCUCAACGUGCAUGUGAGCGCUGCCCUGCUGAUCUGGGAGUACACUCGCCAACGCCUCGUCAGCACCUCCAGUCAAGACAAGUCAAAACACGGCUGAAGAACCAAACCACACGACAUCUGGUCCUAAGGUGUUUGCGUCUUAACAGUCACCAAAUGUAGUGGUUCACUUUUAACUGCAAGCCACAGUACAAACACAUCAGCCUGUUCAUCAUGUAAAUUUGUCCGUGGUCUUUGUACGCGUACAUUUCCGGUGCCUUAAUGGGUCAUGAAAUGGAGAUCAACACUGCUUAUUCCAUCCAAGUAUUCCACUGAGCAUCGUGUUGGAAUAGUAAAACCAUUUUCUGUGCCUGCAGAGAAGCAGCAGCAAUUCAAUUUUUUACUGUGUUAUCCACUGAGGCAAUUACUUUUUGACUCACAGGGACUUUAAAAAAACACUGCAUAAAAUAUGCUGCACUCAAAAAGCAUUCGUCGUUGACUUGAUAUUUUUAUGUAAAACGGUGCCACUGGGUGUUUUUUUUUUUCCUGGUCCCCUUCACUUUCUGUGUUUCUCAUCAGGGUCGCAGAUGAGUUGGAGCCGAUCCCAGCUGACUCAGUGCGAGAGACGGCACAGGGCACAUAGACAAACAACUAUUUACAUUCACAUUCACUUGUGUAUAGUUUAGAGUUUGGGGAUUUUCCAGUCUUAACACAAAAAUAUCUGCGAUUGGCUGGCAAGCGGUUCAGGGUGUCCCCCGCCUACUGACCGAAGACAGCAGGAAUAGAAUCCAGCACAUCCCGCGACCCUUGUGAAAAUGAAGCGUAUCAGAAAUUGGAUGGAUGGAUGGAACACAAAAAUAUUACUUUUUAAACUUGACUAACAAAAUACAAUUGUGUGGUGAGAGAAAAAUAUAAAUCACAAACUCAGUACUUCAUUUUUAGUUAGAUGUGUUUAAUACAUUUGUUUAAGUGAUUAGCCCAUCUGUCUUAAAUUUUUCAGGCUUGGGGUUUGAAUCUGGGCUCCAGCCAUCCUUUGUGAAGUUUUUUUUUUGUCAUCCUUGUGCUUGUGUCCGUUUGGUCCGGGUCUUCUGGCUCCCCUGCCCCAGUUCUAAACACAUCCUGGUUAGGUUGAUUGAUGACUCGAAAUUGAAUUUAGGUGUGAAUGUGAGUGUGAAUGCUUGUUUGUAUGUGUACCUUGUGAUUGACUGCCCACCAGUCCUGCAUCUUGCCCAAGUCAGUUGUAGGUUUCAGCCCACACAUAAGCAGUAUAGAAAUGAAUAGAUCAAUGUACAGGUAGAUUGAGUUGUUUGUGAGAGCUAGACAGUUUUACAGUAAUGCAGUUUUGUGGAGCUUGCAGUCAGCAAGAAAUGUCUGUGCUUGUCAAUUGAAAAGUUUUCAGUGUUUUAAACUGUAUAUAGAUUUUAAGUAGGAAUGUUUGUGUAAAUAAAAGUUUGCCUGAA